AUGGAGGCUGAUAAUGUCGAUAUUGGUGGACCGGCGGCUGAGGCUCCAGUAAGUUCACGCUGGAACCCCACAAAGGAGCAGAUAGACAUGCUUGAGGGCCUGUAUAGGCAAGGGAUACGAACGCCGAGUGCUGAGCAAAUACAGCAGAUAACAAGCAGGUUAAGGGCUUACGGUCACAUUGAAGGGAAGAAUGUGUUCUAUUGGUUUCAGAAUCACAAGGCACGGCAAAGGCAGAAGCAGAAGCAAGAGAGCAUGGCUUACAUCAAUCGCUAUUUUCAUAGGACUCUGCCAAUGUUUGGUCCUUGCCCAAAUGUUAUUUGCAGCCCAUAUUACCUACCACAGAGCGAUAGAGGGCUCUAUCCUCAAUACCACAAUCCAAAAGUUUUGCUUCCUGGUGGGAUCAGGAGGAGGCCAAAGACUGAAAAACGAGAGAAAUCAAGAGCCUUCGAUGAUGCAGGAUACAACACUGCCCUCCAGGAAUAUGAUACGCUUCUGCCCAUCAAUAGUCAAGAAACAUUGCCUCUUUUUCCAUUGCAUCCAACAGGCAUUUUACAAGGAGAAACAGGAAAGUCUUCCAUUGGCUCUUCUGCUAACAACUCCACUAAAAAUCCUAGCUUUUCUGAGGUUGAAGAAGGUUCUGGUGACCAACUCUUCUUUGAUUUCUUCUCCAGAGAGGGUUCCUGUGAAAGUCAUGGCUAAAUGUUAUUUGCAGAAUUAUAGUACUGACAUGCAUGCAUCGAUCCGUUAGCGUAAAUAAUAAUUGAGGAUUGCUUAUUUAGUUUAAUUAUGUU
Alnus glutinosa is the source of this 791-nucleotide messenger RNA. RefSeq names its product WUSCHEL-related homeobox 2-like. Gene Ontology annotation, biological process: plant organ development. Lineage: Eukaryota; Viridiplantae; Streptophyta; Magnoliopsida; Fagales; Betulaceae. Gene Ontology annotation, molecular function: DNA binding; DNA-binding transcription factor activity. Bases 1 to 699 code for a protein of 232 amino acids. The transcript is spliced from 2 exons. The record is from RefSeq and is a predicted model, not a curated record.